Molecule: messenger RNA, 1141 nt
Organism: Schizosaccharomyces cryophilus OY26
Lineage: Eukaryota; Fungi; Ascomycota; Schizosaccharomycetes; Schizosaccharomycetales; Schizosaccharomycetaceae
Product: 40S ribosomal protein S30
Exons: 2
Coding region: 29-259 (76 amino acids)
Biological process (GO): translation
Cellular component (GO): ribosome; cytosolic small ribosomal subunit
Molecular function (GO): structural constituent of ribosome
Source: RefSeq, a predicted model, not a curated record
GGUAGCGUGACUGCUUUUCGGUGAAUUCAUGUUAGCAGGGGCCUUGCAUUUUCAUUUAACAACUACAGACAACAUGGGUAAGGUUCACGGAUCGUUAGCUCGUGCCGGUAAGGUGAAAUCUCAAUGCCCUAAGGUUGAAAAGCAAGAGAAGCCUAAGCAACCCAAGGGACGUGCUCACAAGCGUCUCGUAUACGUUCGUCGCUUCGUCAAUGUCACUAACAUGGCUGGUGGCAAGAGAAGAAUGAACCCUUCUUCUUAAGUUACUAUGAACGUACUUGAACACAAAAAUUCGUAUUGUCAGUUAUUCACUUUAAAUUGAUUGAUAUUUUUUGAGAAUUGACUGAUUAAUGUAAUCCAUUAUUUAUGCGAUCUUAAGUUGCUUAUGUAAAUUUCUAUACUCGGUAGUUUGUAGCUAUAACCACUUUAACCACUCAUCAUGUUUGAACACGAGCACACGAUAAUAGUAUGGUAUGCUAAAAAAUGGUUUAUAGCAAUUCGAUAAAAGUGAUUAGUUUACGAACAAGUCAACAAGCGUCGUAGAAGCUAGCUACAUGUUGUUCUGGUGGAGCGAGAAUGCUCAAUUAUGGAUAGUUUUCCCUUGAAAAAAGACAAAUGCCCUCAACCUAUUUUUUUAUUUUUAUUUUUAUUUACAUCACGCUUUAUUAGAUGCACGUUGUGAUAUAGACAAAUUCUUGAAUUAAUCAAAAUGAUGGAGAGAAAAGAAAAAGAAUCUAUGACAUCUCUUUUCUGGAUAGCUCUUCUUCCAUUAGCUCAGCAAGAUCCUGUAAACCCUCCAAGUCAUUUUCAUUACUCCCUUGCUGCCCUUGAUUAGAACUUUCUUUCGUACUCCUUGCUUCAUUAGGCUUUUUGCGUUUUUCAUCAUAGGCUUUGGAAAGUGAAUCGUCUUUAUCAGUUUUUCGUUUUUUUGAACCUGAUUCAUUGUCCGCAGGUGUUGCCUCAUCGCUUUCUCUAGGAUUUCUAAACAGUUAGAGACGAGAACAUUUACCUAAGUAUAAAAGCUUACUCUUCGUUAUCAUCGCCCUCGCUCAAAUCCCCCAAUGCAUCCUCAACAUCACGAUCAGCUUCAUUCCAAUCGAUAUCGUCUAGUUCUCGGUCGUUAAUUUCAUAUGUUCUCUGCUCA